UGAAAGCUGCGGGGCACCUUACACGAAGUCAUUUAGAUCUGCGCAAUAAAGCAAAUCUGAGUAAUUAAAAAAUUUAUUCAUAAAAAGGCUUCUAAGGCAAAAUAAUAGCAAGUUCUGAUGAUGACUGGCAAGGUUUUAAUCGUGGUUUACUGUGUUGUCGCUUUGAGCAUUGCUAGAUGCGCCUCACUCUCAGUAUACCCCAUAGAUCCGUGUUUUUCCUGUCGUUUCAAACCUUCAUGCCCCUACGGACCAGAACUAGAUAACCAAGGAUGUGUAACUUGUAAUUGCUACGACCCAUGUAAAGACCACAUCUGCCCCAACAAUGAAGUAUGCAUUAGAGAGGAGCUGAUCUGCGCUAAUCCUCCAUGUGGGAUAAAACGCAAAUGUGUUUGCAACUUAAAAUGCCCUUAUGGUUACGAAACCGACUGUAGUGGAUGUCAAACUUGCAAAUGUAUUGAUCCAUGUCAGGAUGUAGUCUGCCCUAUUGCUCAGUACUGUGCAAUCGAGUAUACGAAUUGUACAAAAAUUUCGUGUUUUCCUACUCCCGUAUGUAAAAUUCGGGAAUUUCCUGUCCUCCUGGAGAAGUAGCUACUUCUACGGCAAGAACGUUUACACCUAACGCAAAACAAUAAUUAUUUAAUGCUAAAUACUUACACGUUCCAUGUCUACCAAUUCCAGAUGGUUCAUUUUUCACUACUGUAUUAAGCACUUACUUAUUUUGUUUUCAGGUAGGUUUCCUAGUUCUAGUGUUAUUAAAAACAGUUUAGGUUUUUUUGUUAACCUUUCUAGUUUAAUUGCUUAAAUUAUAUUUUCA
Messenger RNA from Photinus pyralis (common eastern firefly), 814 nucleotides. Its product is annotated as cysteine-rich motor neuron 1 protein-like. Lineage: Eukaryota; Metazoa; Arthropoda; Insecta; Coleoptera; Lampyridae. The transcript has 5 exons. Gene Ontology annotation, molecular function: serine-type endopeptidase inhibitor activity. The record is from RefSeq and is a predicted model, not a curated record. The coding region runs from base 118 to 588 and encodes 156 amino acids.